This is a messenger RNA of Pseudomyrmex gracilis, 1031 nucleotides long. It is a transcript of the gene slv, whose product is annotated as sugar transporter SWEET1. Gene Ontology annotation, biological process: carbohydrate transport. The record is from RefSeq and is a predicted model, not a curated record. Gene Ontology annotation, cellular component: membrane. Gene Ontology annotation, molecular function: sugar transmembrane transporter activity. Lineage: Eukaryota; Metazoa; Arthropoda; Insecta; Hymenoptera; Formicidae. The coding region runs from base 281 to 934 and encodes 217 amino acids. The transcript is spliced from 4 exons.
UGGCACAUUAAACGGAAAGGACAAAACAAGUUUGUUAUCUUAUCUUUAACACUAGACGACAUUUGUCAUCUCAAAAUCUGUUUUUUUCUAACUAAAAGAAUUGGAGAGAAAUAUUUUUAUCAAAGUGUAGGACAAAUAAUUUAAAUAUAUUUACCCAACUUUUAUUAUUUGUUUGGGGUUAAACUUUUUUUAAUUGGUACACAACCUAGCGAAGACAACGCAAAAUAAAUCGGACCCGAGUGUCAAAUGAUCUGUAUGAGAGAGAUGUGUAUUCUAAGUCAUGAUUUCGAUGGAAAUUACGGAUGUUCUUGCGUUAUCUGCAUCAAUAUGCACGAUUUUACAAUUUCUAGCUGGCAUAGUGGUAUGCAGCAAGUAUAUUAAAAGUGGCACAACUGGAGAUAGUUCGGGUUUGGCCUUUCUAACAUGCUUUAUGUCUUGCAGCUUGUGGUUAAGAUAUGGAGCUCUCAUUGGAGACUUAUUUAUUGUAUCUGUAAACAUUUUUGGAGCGAUAUUACAGCUAUGCUACGUACUGAUUUAUUUCUUAUACAGUGUAAAAAAGUGGACUACUAUUAAGCAAUUUACAGCAGCAACUGGCUUUGUUUUUUUCGUGUAUUCCUAUAGCAUGUAUCAAGAGGACAAAGAGUUAGCUGCAAAACAUGUAGGAUUUCUUAGUUGUACUCUAACAGUAUUAUUUUUUGCAUCACCUCUGAUUUCGCUUGCACAUGUAAUAAGAGUAAAAAGUGCAGAGAGUUUGCCAUUUCCAGUUAUAGUGGCUUCUCUGGUAGUCACCUGUCAAUGGUUUGCGUACGGAUGUCUGCUGGGCGAUCCGUUUCUACAAAUACCAAACUUUCUAGGCUGUGUUCUGUCAGCUUUUCAACUUUCUUUGUUCUUAAUUUAUCCGAGCAAACGAACAGAUGAAACUUAUUUUAUAUAAAAUUAACAAAGUUUUUGCAUAUGUGGGAAUUUAAUGUAUGUAAACAUUGUUAAAUGUUGUAAGAGAUUUAUAUUGCUAUAAAUUUAUGUUGUAUAUA